UCCGGAAAGGUGAAUUUUUUCCCCCCACUUAACCCGGCUGCAAUAUGGAUACCACCAGCGAAAGCGACGAACUGGUUUCUGGGGAAGUAGUGUCUGUGGCCCAUGCUCUUUCUCUCCCAGCCGAGUCGUAUGGCAACGACCCUGAUAUUGAGAUGGCUUGGGCCAUUAGAGCAAUGCAGCAUGCCGAAGUCUAUUACAAACUGAUUUCAUCAGUUGACCCACAGUUCCUGAAACUCACCAAAGUAGAUGACCAAAUCUACUCUGAGUUCCGUGAAAAUUUCAAGAAGCUCAGGGUAGAUGUAUUGGACCCAGAAGAACUCAAAUCAGAAGCAGCUAAAGAGAAGUGGAGGCCAUUCUGCUUAAAAUUUGAAGGAAUCGUAGAAGAUUACAACUAUGGUACUUUGUUGCGACUGGAUUGUUCCCAGGGCUACACUGAGGAAAACACCAUCUUUGCACCCAGGAUUCAAUUUUUUGCAAUUGAAAUUGCUCGGAACCGGGAAGGCUAUAACAAAGCAGUUUCCGUCAGUGUUCAGGACAAAGAAGGAGAGAAAGAAGCUGACAAUAAAGAAGAGGAAGCUAAGAAAGGAGCUGAUAGUGGAGGAGAAAAAGAGGAAGGAAUCAACAGAGAAAAGUAAAAAGCUAACCAGACAGGAGAAAAAGAAAGCCAAGAACCAUGUGACCCAGCUGAACCCACAAGUAUCAGGUUAAAUGAUUGCUGUUGUGCAAGUGGAGGACUCAGAGGACAUCUUUCUAUAGCUAGUAAGAGAAGCUGCUUUGGGCAUAAUAGCUUAAACAUAAAUUAACGGAGUCUCUUAGUUAAUUGUUGCUUGAUACCCUGUUUCUUGUCUGUAACUGUCAUUGCAGUAAGACAUUUUGUAAAUAAAUUUCUUUUUGUUUGUAU
Phodopus roborovskii (desert hamster) is the source of this 901-nucleotide messenger RNA. RefSeq names its product polysaccharide biosynthesis domain containing 1 (gene Pbdc1). Gene Ontology annotation, cellular component: cytoplasm. Lineage: Eukaryota; Metazoa; Chordata; Mammalia; Rodentia; Cricetidae. The transcript has 6 exons. The record is from RefSeq and is a predicted model, not a curated record. Bases 45 to 635 code for a protein of 196 amino acids.